AUGUACGUGAUUGGGAAAGGCACGGGUGCCAAUAUCACCAUCUCACAACCUGUAUCCGAGUUCGACAAGUCGGCCGACCAAGGCUGCCCCAUCUGCUGGGUUAUAGCCAGCAUCGGCCGCCUGGACGAUGAUCUGAUCGAUCCUGGGAUGAGACUUUCUGUCUGGUUCGAUGCCUACGGCAACUCGCGAGUAUUGUGCGGCGGCCGAUUACUUCAUAUAUACAUUCCCGAGGGCAACCCUUCACGCGCUCCCGAUCAGUGGACACCGGCACUUGGAUCCAUCCAGGUUAAAGCUGACAUCUCUCCAACCGCAUGGUCAGAGUCGGCGCAGAAAUCCGUACAAGCUUGCAUCCGGAGAUGCACUCAGGAUCAUGACAGGUGCAAGCUUGGGGAAACCCUACUCCCCGCGCGAGUGCUUGAAGUCAGAAACGUCGGCGAUGGGAAAUUACGGCUCCUCGAGACGCAAAAUAGCAGUUCCGGUCAGUACACAGCCCUCAGAUACUGCUGGGACAGUGACCAACCGCUAAAAACAACCUCUACAAACAUCAAAGACAUGAUGACGACCGGGGUGCAGCUCUCCGAAUUACCACCGACACUCGUCGACGCAGUCCACGUCACUCGCUUACUGGGCAUUCGGUACCUCUGGAUCGAUGCGCUCUGCAUUGUCCAAGACAAUGUUGAGGAUUGGGAGAGGCAGUCUGAGCAGAUGUCAACUAUCUACGAGAAAGCGUACCUAGUAAUUGCGGCGUCCUCGUCUUCUUCCGCGACGCAAGGCUUUUUGAACCACCAAAGAGAACAGCACCCGUACUACCUGAGGCUGCCCGAUAGAUAUGGCACACAAGCAACCGUCGCAGCCCAGCUGAUCCCUGAGUCCGGGAUCCACACCCGCUCCCAAAAGACAGACCCCUGGACCAUGGAUGAGCUGCAGUGGGUGUGCAAGACGGAGAAAGAUUGUGAGUGCCGCCUGCCCGCCGCGUCGAACUCCUACCAUUCCAUGCUGCGGGGCUACUGCGACGGCACGCAUCAGGACCAAGUCGCCAGCACAGAGCUCACGCUUCGGGCCGGGCAUGAGUGGUGCAAAGCAGUCAGCGACUAUAGCCGCCGCCGGCUGACCCGCGCCGACGACAAGCUUCCAGGCAUUCCGGGCAUCGCCAGCAGAUUUGCAGCCGGGAUGGGGUUCCGGUAUGUUGCCGGCCUCUGGGCGGAGGAUAUCAUCCAGGGUCUCGCGUGGAGGCGGGACUCAUCCAAUCAACUUGGGACGGAGGAGCUCAUCCAGUGA
Molecule: messenger RNA, 1278 nt
Organism: Diaporthe citri
Lineage: Eukaryota; Fungi; Ascomycota; Sordariomycetes; Diaporthales; Diaporthaceae
Exons: 4
Coding region: 1-1278 (425 amino acids)
Source: RefSeq, a predicted model, not a curated record